This is a messenger RNA of Salvia miltiorrhiza (redroot sage), 1560 nucleotides long. RefSeq names its product serine/threonine-protein kinase D6PKL2-like. NCBI's taxonomy places the organism in Eukaryota, Viridiplantae, Streptophyta, Magnoliopsida, Lamiales, Lamiaceae. The coding region runs from base 132 to 1433 and encodes 433 amino acids. Gene Ontology annotation, cellular component: cytoplasm; nucleus; plasma membrane. Gene Ontology annotation, biological process: protein phosphorylation. The transcript is spliced from 2 exons. Gene Ontology annotation, molecular function: ATP binding; protein serine/threonine kinase activity. The record is from RefSeq and is a predicted model, not a curated record.
AAUUCCGUUUGCAUAUUUCUCAAGACCCCCAAAACAGCCCCCAAUGCUGCCCCCCACCCUUCUUUUCCGGCCCAUUUAAGUCUAUAUAUAUUUAGUAUCUCCGCCCCCCGCCCCCUCAUUCCCCCUCCCCGAUGGAGCCAUGGCUCGACGACGAUCUCCAGAGCCUCAGCUUCAACUCCACCACCACCACCACCGCCACCGACAUCCACCGCUCUACAAGCUCCGGCUCCGACUGGACCGCCCCCUCCUCUCACUUCCCCCCCUCCAAGCUCAACCCCUCCGGCGACCCCCACCUCUCCUCCCUCUCCCUCACCGACCUCCGCUUCCUCCACCGCCUCGGCGCCGGAGACAUCGGCUCCGUCUACCUAGCGGAACUGAAGCCGCCCACCUCGAGCCUCUUCGCGGCGAAGGUGAUGGAUAGGAAGGAGCUGGCGAGCCGCAACAAGGAAGGGCGGGCGAGGACAGAGAAGGAAAUUCUGGAAAUGUUGGAUCACCCGUUUCUGCCCACGCUCUACGCCGCCGUCGACACGCCCAAGUGGUCCUGCCUGCUCACCGAGUUCUGCCCCGGCGGCGAUCUCCACGUCCUCCGCCAGCGUCAGCCCUGCAAGCGCUUCCCGGAAUCCGCCGUCAGGUUCUAUGCGUCUGAGGUUGUGGUUGCUUUGGAGUACUUGCACAUGAUGGGAAUCGUGUACCGUGAUCUCAAGCCCGAGAACGUGUUGGUCCGAUCUGACGGUCAUAUAAUGUUGACCGAUUUUGACUUGUCCUUGAGAUGCGACGACUCGACCUCGACUCCGGCCCAGGUGAUCCCGAGCCAGAGCGUGCCGAGCGCACCGCUGCCGCAGGGCGACUACGCCCUCGACCGGCCGGGGUUCGGCUCGACCUCUUGCAUCCUCCCCAGCUGCAUUGUCCCCUCCAUGUCGUGCUUCCACAACAAGCGCAAACAGAGGAAGAAGGCCGGCCGCCAGGCGGGGCCGGCCUUCGUGGCCGAGCCGAUUGACGUUCGGUCAAUGUCCUUCGUCGGGACCCACGAGUACCUGGCCCCAGAGAUAGUCUCCGGGGAGGGACACGGGAGCGCGGUGGAUUGGUGGACCCUAGGGGUGUUCAUAUUCGAGUUGUUCUAUGGGGUGACGCCUUUCCGCGGGAUGGACCAUGAGAUAACCCUAGCGAAUAUCAUGGCACGGGCACUCGAGUUCCCUAAGGAGCCGGGGGUGCCAGCCCCGGCUAAGGACUUGAUAGCGCAAUUGCUGGCGAAGGAUCCGGUGCGGAGGCUCGGGUCGACGAUGGGUGCAUCGGCGAUCAAGCAGCAUCCAUUUUUCCAAGGAGUGAAUUGGGCGCUCUUGAGAUGUAAUCGUCCACCGUUCGUUCCACCUCCAUUCAGUCGAGAUCUUUUGUCGGAUGAAAGCUGCCCUGAUACUCCUGUCGACUACUAUUAGUAAAUUAGAAAAUCUUGGAAAACAAGAGUUUAUUAAAACUUAUGUAAAUAAUGUUUAAAUCUUCAAAUGUAACUGUCAUUCUACGUAUCACUUCUAAUUUUGGCAGUUUACUUUCUAUUUUCAUUUA